UCUGAACUGGUCACAGCGGAUCAACGCAAGAGCGCCGCUAGUCAUUAGAUGUUCCACAAUCCGUGGACCUGUGCGCUUUCAUCUCGUGUUUUUCUCAUUUUGUGAAUUCAAUUUUUUUCUUCUUCUCCUGUAAAAAAAACCAACGACCGCAUUACGGAUCCUACACUGCGUUUUAUGAGCGCGCGUGUUUUGGAGAACACCAGCACGGGGAGGGGACGCCUUUUACGCAUCGCGCACAUUUUGAGCGUCGAUAGAGAAAGUGCACAGACUUGUUCGGAGCACCUGCGCUGUGCGUUGGGGACAUGAGGUACGGACUGGUGGUCGUCUCUGCCGGGUUCACGGGUUUGCUCAGCUUCAGCCUCCUCGCAGUGGCCAUUGGAACCGAUUACUGGUACGUAAUCGAUGUGAAUGAACACAACGGCACAGGUUCAGACGACCUGAGCUCGCAUUCUGGACUGUGGAGAAUGAAUGAAGGAUCAAACAUGAGCUCAUUCAUCCCUUUUUUCACGGCAAAUAUGUCCAGCCUGUCAGAGGUGGAAAGGCAUCUUCUUGGCCUGCACAAGGUGGUGGUCAUCCUGUUGCCCCUCAGUCUGGUCCUGCUGGUGUUUGGCUGGAUCUUUGCUCUCGUCAGCUCGUUGGCCUGCAGUCCCAACCUGCUGGCUACAUCAGCAUCCUAUGUUCUCCUCUGCAGUCUUGUCACCCUCUCGGGGGUCAGCGUCUACAUCAGAUACUCAAACGUAGCCAUGGAGGACUUCCAGCGGGUCGUGUCCCCGGAGAAGCAGGCCCACGUGGAAGCGUCCUUCGGCUGGUCCUUCGCCGCGGCCUGGCUCUCCUUCAGCCUGGAGGUGACCACCGGCCUGCUGCUGAUGCUGGCUGCCAGGAUCACUCAGCUGAAGGGACGCUGCGACUCCGGGGUGGCCAUCGCCGUGCUGUAGAUCGCGCGAAUCCAAACGCUCUCGAGUCGGGCAGCCGAGUCGCUGCUGUUGGUGUUUGUUUAUUUAUUUGAUUUUAAGGCGUUAACACGAUAAGGACCACGGUAGAAAAUAGCAGAUGGGAGCUGAAUUUACCGAGAUGCAACCUUUGAUACACAAAUGUAGAGGCUGCCUUUCAUCCUCCCGGUGUAAUUUUCUGUUCACAUUUAUAUUAUAAAAAUC
This is a messenger RNA of Pungitius pungitius (ninespine stickleback), 1154 nucleotides long. RefSeq names its product transmembrane protein 235. Lineage: Eukaryota; Metazoa; Chordata; Actinopteri; Perciformes; Gasterosteidae. The transcript is spliced from 4 exons. Gene Ontology annotation, cellular component: apical plasma membrane. Bases 303 to 935 code for a protein of 210 amino acids. The record is from RefSeq and is a predicted model, not a curated record.